Messenger RNA from Drosophila santomea, 7207 nucleotides. RefSeq lists its product as uncharacterized. Gene Ontology annotation, biological process: regulation of establishment of bipolar cell polarity; signal transduction; establishment of mitotic spindle orientation. The transcript has 12 exons. Gene Ontology annotation, cellular component: spindle. Bases 15 to 4967 code for a protein of 1650 amino acids. Gene Ontology annotation, molecular function: protein binding. Lineage: Eukaryota; Metazoa; Arthropoda; Insecta; Diptera; Drosophilidae. The record is from RefSeq and is a predicted model, not a curated record.
CAGCCAGCAGCAACAUGGAGCAGGAGGCAGCAGCAGGUCCUGCGAAGAAAAGCGGCACCACCCUCUCCGUGGAUCGGGCCGCCUUCCUUCUGCUGCGCGUCAGGAAAGUGUUCAAGAAGAAGCGACAGCAGCGCAAGGAGCGACAAGCCCAGCAAAGUGCCGCCGCAGCGGCGGGUGGUGCGGGUGGCGCCGGUGGUGCGGGUGGUGGCGGUGGCUGUGGGUCACAAUCGCGACCAGGCAGCCGGAAGUUGCCGCCGCCAUUGUUACGGUCGCGCACACUGCCCGCCAUUAUUGUGCCAGGACUUCCGGUCGUCUCGCUGCACACGGAUAAGCAAACAUUUCAGUUGGACGAGCGUUUGCUGGGCAGCAAAAGCCGCAGUGGCAGCGCCAGUGGCCAUCGUUGGUCGCUGCUCACACGUGCCACCAACAACAGCAACAUGUGCAGCAGCAACAACAAUCCAGCCAGCAGCAACAACAACAACAAUUCACAUUUGGCCAACAACAACAACACACUGAUGGUGAAAUCAUUGAAUUUGCCCAAAGACGAUAGCAAUUUGGUCUAUCGCCGAAAGUCCUCGGGCAGCACGCCGCACCAACAUCAGAAUUCGCACCAUCAUCACCAGCAGCAGCAGCAGCAGUUGCAUCAGCAUCAGCAUCAGCAGCAGCAUCAGCAUCAGCAGCAACUGCAGCAGCAGCAGAUGCUGCAGCACCUGGGGGACAGCUCGCUGUUCCAGCUCUCCGAUGAUUUCGAGUGCCACGCGGAUGGCUCCCUGCUCCUCAGGAUUCCGGCUCCUCAUGUGGUGGCCGCACGAGCCUAUCGCCUGGCAGCUCGAAAGCGGGCAGCCGCCUCCUCGGAAGCCUCCACUCCAAUGGCCAGGGAGCACACACUCCACGAGAUGCCGCUGGCGGAGUCAGCUAGCUCCGGAUCUGGAUCUGGAUGUGGCUCUGGUUCUGCAUCUGGCUCGAGCACGACCUUCACGCGUCUGGCCAAAUUGCUGCAUCAAUCAAGCACGCUGGCAGGCAGGUCCAAUCUGCAGCCACCGCCCAUGGCUGACAAUGCGGUCCAGAGUCUGGGCAGAGGAUUGGGUCUGGGACUUGGCGAGGAGGCGCCACGUCGUCUGUCCUGGGAGAGGCGCAAGGACAGCAGCGCCUUGCAGCGCUCGGCCAGCAUUGAUUCCUUUGCCGAGAUUGUGUUUAGUGAGUCGCCACGCCCCUCGCUGGCAGUGACGGGACCUGGUGCCUCGGCCUCCGCAUCUGGCGGCCCCUCGCCAUUCAGCAAACGUCCUUCGGCCAGCAGCCUGUACUCCACCUCAACGUCCAGCUCCUUCGCCUCGCAGGUGCAGGCCCAGCUGAAUGUCAAUUACGGUGACUCGACACUGGGAUCCGGAUCAGCAACGGGUGGACCGGGCUCGGUUCACCAUGGGGCAUCUGGUGGCGGCAAUGGGGGCAGCAGCGCCAGCAGCAGUCGACGCGAGAGCAUGCUCAGCCCCUCAUCCACGCGCCGCUCCAAGCUGACCAGAAUCAUAAACGCUCUGUUCUCGGCAGUGGAGCAUGGCCACCUGGAGAAGGCGCGCACUAUUCUGGAGUCCACCGACGUAGAUGUGAACAGCAUCAAUAACGAUGGCCUAUCUGCUUUGGACUUGGCGGUGUUGAGCAAUAACCGCUCCAUGACCAGGAUGCUGCUUCAGCACGGCGCAGUGGAGGGCUCUCAGUUUUCUGUGGACACCAUUGGCACCAAGCUGAACGGCUUGCUCAAGGACGCCGAGUCGAGAAUUCACGAUCUAAGUGGUCCGGAGGGUCUCUGCCCGCCGGUGUUUGCAUCGCGUCCCUCCAUCUCGAGCAUCAUAAUUGGCAAUUCAAGCGCAUCGGUAACUGGCUGCACGGGUAGCGAGGUGGAGAAACAGAUAGGCAUCUGGGAGCGCCGUGUUAAGGGACUGCGGCGCCUGCAGCUCGGUUGGGAUCAGGCCAGGCCGCCAGAUGCACCCGCCUCCGUGGUCGUCGACGUCACUGGCGACAAUUCCAUCAGCGUCCAAAUCCUAGAGCCCUUCGAGGGAGCCAUCGGUACGAAAUUCAAAGUACAAUGGUCAACCCGCGCGGAUUUCAACAACGUUGUGGGCGAGAGUGAGCUGCUGGAGUGGAUCAGCUUCCACGGCACGAUGGGCGCCCAGUGUCACAUAUCGGGCCUCACCCAGGGUCGUCGCUACUUCCUGCGAGCCGCGUGCGGCAAUGUGAAGGGAUGGGGAGCCUAUCGAACCUCUGUGCCGGCUAGCGUGGUGCCCUCAACUUGGCGGGAUUUAGACAAUCGAGAGGACCGAUUCGUGGGUCGUCACCGAAUCCUGGACAAUCUAUUUACCGCCGUGCGAUUGGCAAGACCCGCCGACGUAUCCGAGUUGACUUUGGAUCCCGCGAGCGCCCAACGACGCAAUCCCAAAAAGAAGACUACCAUAAAGCAGUUGUUCUCGGUGACCACCAAGUUCCAAAAGACACUAAGACGCGGCAUUUACUUCUCUUGUAUUAUUCAUUGCGAUGAUAAAGUACUGGUCACCAGCGAAGACUUUCCACCGGUCAUCGAGGUGGAUGAAUCCUAUCCCAGUGCUCUGCACAUGGAUUACUACUGGCUCAUGAAAGUGGCCUGCACUUGGGAGGAUGUUAAGUCCCUACGUUCCGAUAUGGAGCGCAAUCUUACCUCCGCUGUUCACUUCCGCACCAAGCUUCUAUCAGCCGUCUGUCAGAUGCAAUCGGCCCUGGGCAUAACGGAUUUGGGCCAGCUUUACUAUAAACCACUGCGGGAUGCUCAGGGCACUGUGGUCCUAACCUGUGUGCAAUCUGUUAAGAGCCAAAAGGCCGUCUCCAUUCUAAACUCUAGAUGGGUGCCAGUCAGCAAGCUGCAAAAGAAGCUAGGAGCUCUACACGAGGACUACACUAUUAACGAGCUGCUCAUCUCCUCGAUUGGAGAUCAAUUGCACUAUCAACAGGCGGCGCUGCAGCGUUUGGAGCCCGGUCUUUACCUGGGCUACCUAAAGAUGCAAUGCUCCAUGGACCAGAUUCAGGUGGUAGUGCCCGUGAAAACGCCGAAUGUGUUGCCCCACUGCAAGGUGCGCGAAAACAGCCACAUAACGGCCGAGGAGUGGCAAGUGCUUCAUCGUUGCAGUAGCGAUCCGCUACGCCUGCCGUUGGACUUCAGCGCUCAAGGAGGAGAUGGAGCAUCCGGUGGAACAGCAACUACGGAGGUGCAGCGCCUAUUUUUAUACGAUCUCACCAAUGCAAUGCACAAACUAUUUGCCAGCAUGAACAUCAAAAUCGCUGAUGCAACCACCCACCGACUGUAUGAUGUCGAGGUGAUUGAGCACAGUCCAGACAUUAGUUUCCUCGUGGUGUGUCCAUCCGCCGAGUCCUCAUGCGCUGUGCCCGGCCAGUCUGAGUUACUGCUCCAGAGGGAUGACUUGGCCAGUUUGAGUAUCCAGGCCUUUGAGAUGAUUCACCUGCGCACUUAUCAGCCGGCCAUCAUUCAGAAAUACGCCCGUUUAUCUUGCAUCCUUGAAUUGGAUACUGCACUGGCCACACAUUCGCUACGCGAGGCAUUCUCCAGCAGCGAACUGCAGGCGGCCAAGGAACGCUUGGCUACGCUGCAGGAGCUCAGUGCGAGUCUUACAAUUGUGUGGAAAAGUGUACGAUGGCUAAUGGAUGUGGUGGCAUAUGCGCGGAAUAAAAACGCCCAACCCUCGUUGGCUAUGCGAGAGAUUCUGGAUUUUGCACAGCAAAGACAGGAUGAAUCGGUAGCAACAUCGGCUGGAGGUUCCGCAAACAAACAGCUACUGCAGCUGCCCAUCCGCGAGAGCAAGUUCUCCAAGACGGGCCAGGGAAGAGGCAGUUGGCCGGGUCCGGGAACUAGUGAAGAUCAAUCGCAGAACAAGCCGGAGCACUCCAAGUCUGAACAGAAUCUGGAACUGAGUGCUAUCACGCCAGUGGAACCUGCGACCAAACAAGUUCCUACACAGCAGCAGCCGCAGCAGCAAACGCAACAACAGCAACUCUUACAAGUUUCCAACAUCAGCGAAUAUGCGGGCUCGAUUUGCUCUGAAGUAUCAUUUAGGAAGAACAGUGGCGACUCCAUGAGCUCUACCUACACGUCCCGGAGCUUCUACUCUGCCGUGGAUUCAGCCUCAGAUGGAAAUAGCACAAACAGUGUGUUUGCCAUUCCGCCUUCUCGUUCCGAUGACACUCUGGCGGAUGCACUGCGACACUCGCAAGCGGUGGCUGCGCAACGCAAACGAACCAGCUCUAACAUCGCUUCUCAUACCAAUCCCUUGAUUACGGUGCACAGCUCUAACUCGGCUCCAUACCUGGCGGGGUCCAGUGUGUCCCUGAGAAGCGGCAACGGAGCCUUCGCAACGGAUUUGGAGCACAAACCUCUGAAGCCAGCGACUAAAGCAGCAUCGAGUGCAAACCUGCGCGAGGGUGGACCCUAUUUGAAAAGCACGCUAGCUGAACUACGAGCUGUGGGUGGCGAGGAGCCGGUAGCCAGUACUUCGAAGGCCUCAUCGAUGAAGAGCUUGUCACGGCAGAGCAGCGAAGAGGAUUCGGCCAGCUGUUCCAGUCUCAAUGCAGAACAAACAUCGGGGAUUAUUCAAGUCUAUACCGCCUACAGUACGGGUCUGGCCAGUGGAACCAGCUUAAAGAUUCACGUAACACCAAAGACGACGGCCCGCGAAGUAAUCAACCUGGUGGUGAAGCAACUCAACAUGGCCGUCGUUCUCAAGGGGAACAAUGGCCCCAUCUAUGGACCCGAGAUGCUAGAGAACUUUUGCCUGGUGGCAGUGAUUGGAGCAAGAGAACGCUGUCUGCGCGAUGACUUCAAGCCGCUACAACUGCAGAAUCCGUGGAAGAAAGGUCGUUUGUACGUUCGGAAGAAGCAUGAGUUGCUGGCGGCCAUCGAACACUCCAAUCGGAAAUCGCAUUUGAUUUGAGCAAUCGGACUCAAAUCUCACUGGAAUGGGAGAAGCAUCGAAGGAAUGAAACACGCUAUAGCGUUAGCGGCGACAAGAAGAUCUGUAGAGAUUUAAAAACUUAAGAUAUAGGUGCCCGAAAGUAGGCAAACGUAAUUUGUUUCACACACCUUUGAUUUUGUUUUUGAAACUUUUGAGAUUUUUCGGCUAGCCGGUAUUAUCGUAUUAGCCGUUACGAUUCUUGUUAAAUUUAGUUAUGCUUUUGUUUUUGGGUUCAUCCAAUCACCCACCAUUUCCAACUCCUUCCACCCUCUCCAGGGCAAUGAUCAUUGACCAAUUCCAGAAUUAGACUGAAUUACUUAUGUAUGCUGCAAUGGCAAACUGAUGAAAUUGUAAUUGAAAUGGUAUUAUAUUUUCAGUAGUUAUACAUUCAACAUUACCCAGGCAAACACACACACGAAUCGGAAUUAACGAAAAAAAGAUUGUUGUUAGUUGUUCUAGAGUAUUGAAGGUUACGCCCGUACAUAAGUAGUAUGUAUGAAUGUUAUAUAAAUAUUAUGCGUGCAUCAAUGUAUUUUAUUGUAUGUAUUGUAGUUUAGUAAACAAAUGUUUUGAUUGUAUUUUUGUGGCAUUUUUUAGGGGCACAUUUUUUGAUCUAAAUGUUAAAUCGGUAAAUCGGUUAAUACGGAACACAAAACCAAAUCAAAUCGAUGGCGAAACUUAAAGAACAGAUGUCAAUACGCAUUUUAAGUGUCACUCUUGAUGUCUUUCAUGUGUGUGUGUUCUUGAAAAUUGCAAUUCCAUCGGAUUAAACAAAUAAUUUAGCUGUAAUCAAUUGCUUAGUAUGUACAAAAAAUCACCGCAACAAAUAUGAUAACAAAACCGGAAGAUAUUUUUUAAAAAUAUAUUGGCACAACUGAAUGUUGAAAAAAAAAUUAUAGGCAACUGCAAAUUAAAACUCCAAUGUUUGUAUUUCUUAAUUGUAACAAUGAUAUUUCCAAGCCCGAACCCAAUCUACUCCACUCAGCAAUUGGCUCGCCGAGAUUCCUAUACUUGAUCAUCCUAUUUCCCUAAUCCAUUUCCACAAUCAAAUCUAACUGUUGGCCCCACUUAGAAACAGUACUAUUAACGUGGCUAUCUCAAUGUGCAAAGUCGUAUGUGUCUAUAAAUAACUACUCUACUCUGUACUCUCUCAAUAGGAAAUACCAUAAGUAAAUUAGAUGAAAUUCUUCAGAUACGCGUAUAUUGUUGUGAACCGGUAGACAAAGAAGCAGUUUCAUUGUCAAGCUCAUAAUGUCCCAAUUAACUUGAACUUAUUUCCAUUGGACGACAAGUCGAAUUUAGAUUGGAGUCGCAGGUCGUGAACAGUAUACAUUUUGAAUCUUAUGAGAAACUAGACAAGAACACUUACUUUAAAAGAAUGUGCAACACAGAGUCCAUAACACAGAUAUCGAACUAUUUAUGAUGUCUACGACCAACAAACGAUUUUUGUACGUUUUUUUCUUGUUUUUGAGAUGGCGUCGAGGGGCGAUUUUGAUACAUUUUUUACUCUAUGGUUUACCAGUCCUAGGGCUCGACAAACAGCAACGAACGUAGUUAAGUUCUGACCACAAAAGAUACCCAAGAUAUUGACCUGACCCCCUUGCGUUCACAGCCCGGUUUCAGAUGCCUCGAUUCGAUUUGAAUCGAAUGGUCCCCAGAAUGGUCGAACGAACAACAACGAAUGUAAACAAGUUCCAAACUGAGUGGCCAGUUUCAGUUUGUUAAUUCGGAAUGCCAAUUAAACGAUUUCAAUUGUCAGAGCGUCCGUCCCCAAAAAUAAAAAAAGAGCGUUUGAUUUCCGAAUGGAGCGAAAUUAUACAGAGUAUUAUUUUGAAUUGAGAUUCAGUGAGAUUAGUUUUUACGAUGCAAUCUAAUUGUAGAUGUAGCUAAUUGUUAAUGGCCCACAAAAAUGCGAAAUGUAAAUGUAACCAAAAGCAUUGAACGAGUCUUUCCGCAUAUGAACAUGAAUAAUACAUCAGCGUAGAUAAUUCCUGCAAUUAGAUAUAUCUAUAGAAGAUGAAACUUAUCAAGUGUAACUCAUUAUCGACUACCUGUGUACAUUUAUCGAGUGUUAAUGGCCCUAAAUAUUUACGAUGCACUCCGAAUAUGGAGCUACAAGUGCGGGCAACUAGCUAUGGUAAGGAUAAUGUGUGGGUACGAAGCAUUCAAAGAAUAUUUAAUUAACUUAAUAAAGACUCAACAAUUGUUAUGGUGUAAUC